AUGUCACCACCAACCCACGACGCCCAGAUCUGCGCGCAGACCUACAACCGCUGCCCCGAGGGCCUCUGCGUCCAGCGGCUGGAACUCGCCGAGAUGAUGUUCGCCGUUGACGAGCUUGGUAAGCAGCGGGUGCGCAUUAUGAAGGAACUAUGUGGGGACCUUGAGGCUUUGAAGUCUGGGGGGAUGUCGAGAGAGGCGAUAAAGGCGCUGAAGGACGAUUUAAAGGAGAUGCGGAGGCUGCUGAAUAAGCUUAGCGAGGAUGCAUUGAGGGUGGGGAGGCUGGUGGGGAUGUGGGGGGAGAGAAAGGAUGGGAUGAGGGGUGAGAGGAGUGCGGCGGUGGAUGUAAUGGUGGAGGGGGAUGAGGAGUUUUUGAGGGGUGAGUAA
Messenger RNA from Morchella importuna, 384 nucleotides. RefSeq lists its product as uncharacterized. NCBI's taxonomy places the organism in Eukaryota, Fungi, Ascomycota, Pezizomycetes, Pezizales, Morchellaceae. The transcript has a single exon. The record is from RefSeq and is a predicted model, not a curated record. Bases 1 to 384 code for a protein of 127 amino acids.